AGUCCCGGAGUGUACAAUCGAGCGGAGCCCGCUCGACUGCUAGGGUUUACGCUCCCCGUGUCCCCCAUUUGCACUCCACACCCAAAAAGCGGAUCUCGACCUCGCCCCGCCGCUCCCCGCCGUCGACCACCGCCGCCGUCGACCGUCCACCGGUGUGCACACUGAGGGGUUACCUUUGUGUGGGAACUUUGAGGAUUACUUUGAAGGAGUUUGUGCAAUUACCCUGAACUAUCUUGGCGGAAGUGUGCUGUUAAGAUCUGGUGUUCCUGUUCUAGUAUACGUGUGGAUAAGAAUUCUUCUUGAAAAAUGCCGACAAGAAAAAAAGGCCCAGCAAGAAAUGCAACUGUUGAUCCUGUCAAUACGAAAACGAGUAGGCAACCUAGAAGAUCAACUCAGACCGCAGCUGCUGAAAAGAAGGUCAAUGAUCUGAUUACUUCUUCAUCUAAAAAGCAGAAACCUGCCGGAAGCCUUCUGAAGAAGAAUCGAGGUGUCAGGGGUGGAAGAAAAUUGGCAUUGGCAUCUCCUGAUAAUUCUACUGGUACAGAAAAUGAAGUUGCUGAUGCGCCAAGUAGUAGUAUGCUUGAUCACAAGUCUCAUGAAAAUGAUGAAGAGCGUUCAUGCGAUUCCAUAUUUUCUCAACCAUUCCACCAUCAUAAUGAAGACAGCAGUGAUUGCUUGGGCAAAGUUCAUAUGCCAUCAACAUGUGGAAACACAAAGCUUGAAGAUGAUGAGUUCAGUGAACUGGGUAGUCUUUCUCCUGAAGUGUCUGCUAUAUAUCUUGCAAUGCAGCACUCUAAGCUGGAGUGUAUUGAUGAACAAAGUCAAGAUUCUAUCUCAACAGAUGGCUGUGCUAACCCUGAUGAGGCUGAAGAGCUUGAGGAAUUUGAUCCUUAUAGCUUUAUAAAGGAUUUGCCUGAUUUAUCUGUGGUGGUUCCCAAGUUCCGUCCCGUUCUUCUUCCUAAGCAAACUCGGAGCUGUCCUCGAACUACCCUCGUCCUUGAUCUCGAUGAGACACUGGUGCAUUCUACUCUGGAGCCCUGUGAAGAUUCUGAUUUCACAUUCCCAGUUCAUUUCAAUCUCAGGGAGCACACAAUCUACGUGCGGUGCCGUCCAUAUCUGAAAGAAUUCCUGGAGAGAGUAGCCAGCAUGUUUGAGAUAAUCAUCUUCACGGCUAGUCAAAGUAUUUAUGCAGAACAACUACUUAAUGUUCUUGAUCCCAAAAGAAAGUUGUUCCGCCAUCGAGUUUAUCGUGAAUCUUGUGUCUAUGUGGAGGGCAACUACUUGAAGGAUUUAUCGGUUCUUGGGCGUGACUUGGCUCGUGUGGUCAUUGUUGACAAUUCUCCACAGGCUUUUGGGUUCCAGUUAGAGAACGGUAUUCCAAUUGAAAGCUGGUUUGAUGACCCAAAUGACAAGGAACUCCUAGCAUUGCUACCCUUUUUGGAAAGCUUGGUUGGGGUGGAAGAUGUCCGACCAUUCAUUGAGACGAAGUUCAAUCUUCGUGAGAAGGUGGCUACUGCGUCUUCGCUCACAAUGCACUUCUAGGUGUGGCUAUAUUUCUGAAUGCAGCAUAUCAAUUGAAGCAGCAGUCGUUCUCUUGCAAAAAACUAAGGCAAACAAAUGCUGGAAAGGAACGGAAAUGGUCAAUCGUCUGUACCGUAUCUGAAACUCUGAAUCCUGGCGCUGGUGCAAUCAUGUCUUUAAUUUUUGAACCCCCAGUCGGAUGUAUGAUUUUCUGUGUUGUAACUUUCGAACCGGUAAACUUCGGGAAUCUCUUGUAUAAGCGGUUGCCAACCAAACCAAUGGGAGUUGUGGUGACCAUGUUGUGCAUUGGAUGCAGAAUUGCCCAGAAAUGUAAUGGGCCAGUAAUUACCUAUUCUCCUGCCUGUAACUGGAUAGAUCUAUGCUCCAAUUGCAGCAGUUAUGCCGCAGUCUGUGAGCGAAGGUUAUAUUUGUACCUGCUUACAUCUCCAUCUGUA
Brachypodium distachyon (stiff brome) is the source of this 1976-nucleotide messenger RNA. Its product is annotated as CTD small phosphatase-like protein 2. Lineage: Eukaryota; Viridiplantae; Streptophyta; Magnoliopsida; Poales; Poaceae. Bases 307 to 1542 code for a protein of 411 amino acids. The transcript is spliced from 7 exons. The record is from RefSeq and is a predicted model, not a curated record. Gene Ontology annotation, molecular function: phosphoprotein phosphatase activity.